Molecule: messenger RNA, 964 nt
Organism: Anthonomus grandis grandis
Lineage: Eukaryota; Metazoa; Arthropoda; Insecta; Coleoptera; Curculionidae
Exons: 2
Coding region: 51-890 (279 amino acids)
Source: RefSeq, a predicted model, not a curated record
UGUUCGUAGGAGUUUACUGGGAUUGUUUUGUGUGAUUUUUUUGGAACACGAUGACGUCUUGUUGGAGUGAAGAGACAACAUUAAAAUUCGUACACAAGUAUCGUGAUAGACCAUGUUUAUGGGACACAAGGUCUGCGAAUUAUAAAAAUAAAGAAGCCCGUGAUGCAGCAUACAAAGAGAUUGAGGAAACUAUGGGAAUCGAAGAGUUUGGAGCAGGAGAAAUCAAAAAUAAAAUAAGGGCCUUAAGAUCAAAUUAUUCACAAGAGAAAAGUAAGAUAAAAGAUUCUAUGAAGUCAGGGGCAGGAUUUGCAGAUAUUUAUGUCCCCAGUAUAAAGUGGUUCAAGGAAAUUGAUGCGUUUCUACGUGUUUUGGAAGAAAAUAAGAGAUCUACCCAAGAUAAUUUUGGUAACAAAUCAGAAUGUAAGCAAGAAGUUGGUGAACACAGAAAUAAAGUACAGGAAACAUUGACCUUCAACGAAACGACUAACCCUGCAAAAAAACCUAGGUCAUUAUCAAAAUUGAAGCAGGUGUCUUUAGUUGUUAAGGACCUUAAAAAAAUUAGCGAAACAGUAACACAGGAGCCUGCCACAAAUGUAAAUCAAUAUGUAAUUUUUGGUCAGAGUGUGGCUGCACAGCUGAUGGCGCUACAACCGAUUUCAGCAAUACAAGCACAAGAACAAAUCCAGUCUAUUCUUACCAAGUUUAAACUUCAUGACUUGCGGGCUAAUAAUAAUUAUUCUUCUUCAUCAGAAACCACCCACACUACUGUUCCAUCUUACACCUCUCCACCUCUACAAUCUCCGAAUGAAUAUGACAACACCAUACGAGUGAUGGCUCAAUCCAUUAUGAAUAUAAUGCCGCCGAAAAUUAUUCUCAAGCAGAUAUCAUAAGCCAAGCGUUCACCAACAUAUAAGUUAAGUUGCUCAUAUAUUGUAUUGUAAGUUGCUCAUAUGCUCGUAUGUAC